CUCUGUCUGAACUGCCAGACCCAGCGACUGAUGUCUGGAGGUCUCCGGGAUCCCUCUCCUGUAUCUCAUCCGUCUCCAAAGCACCAACCAAUGGGUUCUCCACGCCACCAGGCACUGGCCAGUCAGCAGCCUGUUCAGCAGCCACCUUUCCAAAAAUUCACCAAUCAGCAGCAGGAAGGGCCGAGACAGAUGCAGCCGCAGCAGCAGAAGCCCCAGACAGCCCUGGGGAGCGGACCUUUUGAACCAACUGCAGCGAAGCAACCUGGAGACACAAAGGCACCUGUCCAGGCCACACCUACACCUGCAAUCGAGCCCCUGAAACAACCAAAGGCCACGGAAGAGACUACGCCAAAACCAGAGAAGUUGGUGGAACCCGCCAUAGACACAAAACCGACUCAGAAGAAGGAAGAGCCAAUCACACCAAUAAAAGAGAUAAAGAAGUCAAGAUAUGAUGAGACCAAGAACAGCACUCAGGACCUGUCGCGGAGCCCCCAGAGCCUGAGCGACACGGGCUACUCCUCCGAUGGCAUCUCCAGCUCCCACAGCGAAAUUAUCGGCCUCAUCCAGGAGGAGGAGAUGAAGCUGAGCGAGAGGGGCAUCAGCGAGCGUGGCAGCCCCCCCAGCCCCUCCGAGAUCACCAAGCUGGAGAGCUCCAUGAGGCCCCUGCUGGAGUGCAAGACCGUGCCAGUUGAGGAGAGUGUGCGCGAAAGGGGCCGAGGCCGGCACCACCGAGAGCAGAGACCCCGGUCGCUGUCCAUCACCCCGGAGGCCUAUGACUCUGAUGAGGAGCUGGAGGACAUUGUGGAAGAGGAGGAGGAGGACGGAGGAGACUGGGAGUCCAAACAGGAGCACAAGAACAGUGCCGCUCCCAAAGAGGAGAAGAAAGUGGCCGAGCCGGAGCCGAUGACAGAUGAGGAGUUCAUGAGGAGGCAGAUCAUGGAGAUGAGCGCUGACGAGGACAUCGAGGAAGAGGAGGAGGACAUGGAGGAGGAGGACGAGGAGGACGAAGGCUACGGCUACCAAAAACCUAUAAAAACACACAAGCACAUCUCAGAGUUGACGAAAGAGAAGCGCCGCCUCUCUCACCAGUCCAGCAGCUUUGAGGAGGACACCAAAAGCUCCAGCGACAUCUACAAAUGUUCUGCGGAGGAAGGAGAGGAGGGGGGUCUGGGGGGCCUGCGCCGCUUCAAGACAAUCGAGCUCAACAACACCAACAGCUACAGCCGCGACAUGGAGCUCAACAACGAGAACGACCUCAGCCUGGACCGAGAGCCCGAGUUGGAGAUGGAGAGCCUAACGGGGUCUCCCGAGGAGCGCUCCAUGGGUGACUACUCCUCCACCCUGCCACCCACCACCUCCAGCUACAACUCUGGCACCUCCCCCACCUCCAUCUCCUCCAUGGAGGAAGACAGUGACAGCAGUCCCAGUCGCAGGCAGAGACUGGAGGACGCCAAGCAGCAGAGGAAGGCCCGCCACCGCUCCCACGGCCCCCUGUUGCCCACCAUUGAGGACUCCUCAGAGGAGGACGAGCUGAGAGAGGAGGAGGAGCUGCUGCGGGAGCAGGAGAAGAUGAGGGACCUGGAGCAACAGAGGAUCCGCAGCACGGCCAGGAAGACCAAAAGAGAUAAGGAGGAGCUGAGGGCCCAGAGACGCAGGGAGAGAUCCAAGACGCCCCCCAGCAACCUCUCCCCCAUCGAGGAUGCCUCCCCUACUGAGGAGCUGCGACAAGCUGCGGAGAUGGAGGAGCUCCAUCGAUCCUCUGCCUCAGAAUACUCCCCCCAGAGCCUUGACUCAGAGGCUGAGGGAUACGAGUCUAAACUCUACAAGUCUGGCAGCGAGUAUAACUUGCCCACGUUCAUGUCUCUGUACUCUCCUACUGAGAAGUCGUCGACAACUUCAACCACCACCACGCCUUCCAGCAGCAAGCCCCUGAAGAGUGCUGAGGAGGUGUAUGAGGAAAUGAUGAGGAAAGCAGAGUUGCUGCAGAAACAACAGAAACAGCAACAGCAGCAGCAACAAGGGAGACACAACAGUGCAUAUGAGGAUGACACGAAUGGCCAACAGUAUAAAGAUGAGUAUGAGUACGAGCAGGCUGAGACUAGUUAUGAAAACGAGGCGGCAGAGACAGGAGGCAUCUACGAAGAGAUCCGCCAGACCUCCCAAAACAUCACUAAGAUGCAUCAAUCCUCAGCCCUGGAGUUACAGCAGCAGGCAGACGAGCAGGUGGAAAUAGACGACAGUACCUAUCCAGAUAAGCAGCUUUUAGAUACAGGGUCGGCCUUCGCUAAGCUGCUUGAGCAGACCAAUGACCUGUUGACUCCUGGCAACAGCCCCACUCAGCUCUCUGCACCUGUGACUUUCUCUGAGGCUGGAGGAAGGAUCCCUGAUGUACGGGUGACACAACACUACUCCAAAGAUGUCCAUAAAGCCGGGAUGAAGAGCCAGACUUGUAAAAAUGGCAUUACUCCAGUGGCGGCCGCCACCACAAUUGCAGCCUACGGGGUUUAUUCCCGGGAUGCAGUGACCAUCCCUCACACAAGCGCUAGUCAAACGAUGACGACCACCCAAUCCAUCAUGUAUGGUCGACAAACUGGAGGACCUGCCACUUCAACCACAACCAUCUCAAAUGUGUGCAGCAAGAUAGCGGAGAUAACACAGGCUUACAGCCAGAGAGAGGUAGUUGCGAGGAGGGUGGGCGAGAGCCGAGGGGUCCAAGCUAGAGAGAGUGCGACAUCUUCAGAGCAUGUCAUAGUGCCCCACUCGACAAAGAUGUACUCGUACUACAAGAGCUCCAGCCCCCCUCUGUCUCCCUCUGCCUCGCCCACCGAGAGCCCAAGUCGCUCACCCUCCAGGAGGGCCGAGAUAUCCACUCAGACAUUCGGCCCAGGCAUAGGGGCUCUGUCAGCUGGCUCGGGGCCCACCUCCCCAGUGAUGGCCCAGGGGACACAGACAUCUCAAAGGGCCAUAUCCCCACGUCUCUUGAGACAGCAAUCCUCCCAGCAUGCCCCCUACAUGGUCGCAAGCUUGGAGCCCAUAAGCUCUGCCAAACCAAUGACAGUCAACACAGCCACGUCACCUUUAUCCUCACCCACCAGAUUCACCCGACAGUCGACAUUUGACAGCUACUCUCCACAGGCCAGUCCACCAGACACCCCUCCAUACCACCAGUCUCCUCAGCACAGCUUCUAUAGGAUGCAGAAGGUGGAGAAGGUCAGUGUUGGAACCAGCAUGGUCACCACAGCUAGCACCUACAGCCGUGGUUCCAUGUCUAUGGACAACAUCUCUCUCUGCAGGUUCUCCAGCAUCCUGGGGACCUCGAGUGUCGAACCGAGCCAGAUGAUCCAUGGUGGGAGUGUGGUGGAUCUGAGAACAGUAGAUCUGAGAACAACCACUAACGCAGCUCCCAUUUUAAUGACUGCCCAUGGCAUGGAUCUUACCUCCCUGGCCACAGAAACACGCAAAUACGCCAGCGGGAUUGAGGGGAGCCACCCCUCCACUAUCAUCCAGCCCCUCAUCAUGAACCUGAACACCCAGCAGCAGCCCCACGUAAUGGUAUCCACUGCAACCACGGUGGCCGCCUCCAUGUUCAUAUCGCAGACCCAACAGCCCAUGGUCUAUGGGGACCCUCUACAAAACAGAGUUGACCUCGGUCAGGGCAUGGGCUCAGCCAUGUGCCUGUCACAGAACAAACAACCUCCCACUGACCCAUCUAUCCCCAAGAUCGAUGCCAAGCUGGAGGACCUGAGCAUCCAGCAGCAGCAGCUUCUCCAGCAGCAGCAAAAGCUCCAACAGCAACAGCAGCUCUUGGAACAUCAGCUCCAGCAACACCACCAGAUGCAGCAGCAGUCCUCCGUAGCUCGGUUCAACCUACCAGGCCAGAUGACGCUGCUCAAGAAAGACCUUCUGGUCAGCCAAACCAGCAAUACCCCAGCCGUGGUCAGUACUAUAUCUCCUGCCGUUGCCCCUGAUAUCUAUGGCACUGGAGAUCCCCUGGAGCUGAAGAGCAAACCAACCCCGGCAGGUUUGAUGCACCUGGCUGGGGGUGGGCCUCAUGGCAUGAUGGUCCAAAUGGAUGGGGCCCCACAGGGAGGACCAGUGACCCAGCUGGUGAAGACAGAGGAGGGCCAGGAUGCCGUGGACCUCACAGGGGGGCAGAUCAAAGCUGAGAACCAACCAGCUUGCUGUGAUGUCGUGUACCGCCUCCCAUUUGGAGGCAGUUGCGUUGGCGGACCAUUUUCCCAAAAGCCAAAUGUUGAUGAGAAUGUGGCCACUCAAGAGCCAAGACCACACUCUGUGCCACCACUCUCUUAUGAGUCGGACCAGGAGGGCCAGUAUCAGGAGUUUUCUAUGGACGGGCAUAAAGCCUAUACAUUACCGUUCCCUGGCCGGCUACAGCCCUCGAUGUCUGACACCAACCUAGCAGAGGCCGGACUCCAGUCCUACCACUCCAAGAUGGACCCACACUUCCAGACCUCUGGAGAGCUGGCUGUGGACCUCAGCACCAUGAAACACACCUAUGAGGGUGGAUUCCUCGGACUGGGCAUGCAGUAUGGCUCCUACACUGACCUACGCCAUGGAGGUGAUAUCACUGCAACUGCCCUGCCCAUACGCAGAUUCAACUCCCUGUCAAACAUCAGCUCUGACUACGGCUACUCCCCCCGAGACCUCGCUAACUUCCAGGAGUCCAACCUGGCCCAGUACAGUGCCACCACUGCCAGAGAGAUCAGUCGAAUGUGCGCUGCCCUCAACUCAAUGGACCGCUAUGGGAGCAACCCAGAGCUUAUGCAAUACGGUGUAGGCAGAGGAACAGGUCCAGGUGGCAGGCUUAACUCUAUGAGACAAAAUAUGCUCUAUGGACCUGACGGGAAGCCAAUAUCUCACACCCAAGCGCUCACCAACAUGAUCAAUGCCAGGCAAGCCAGCCUCCGAGCCAUGUACCCGUCUGCCAUGAGGUCUGCUGAUGGAAUGACCUAUUCUACCAUCAACACACCCAUCGCCUCCACCUUGCCAAUCACUACCCAGCCUGCCUCAGUGCUGCGCCCACUAUUAAGUGGAGUGUACAGGCCAUUACCCACAGCCAAUAUGACACCUGUGCCUCUGGCCAGUCUCACUAGGAUGCCUGUGAACCCACGGAUGCCUAUGUCUGGCCAGGCCCCAUACCAUUAUCCGGCUCCCAACGUCUUCCCAUCUACGACGUCGACCCCUGUGAGCAUGCCUGCCGCCAUCAACACCACUCAGGAUGCCCCAAUCUUCCUAGGGAAGCCCUCUGUGACAUCAAGUGGAUCUGAUCCCCCGUAUCAAUCUCCUGUUGCCCAUACAUCAGCCUCAGUGAGCUUGCCUAAGGAGUCCGAGCAGCAGCCCAUAAACCUGACCCAGGCUCACCUCCACACUCAGGCCCCAGGGCAGCCCCAGGUCCAGCCUCAGAACCAACCCCCAGCUCAGCCACAGCACAUGCAAACUCAAUUCCACCCACAGGGCCAGCAUCCACCCCAGAGCCAGCCACCUCCGGCCCAUGCUUACCCCCCAACACAAAGCUACACUGGGCCCCAGAGCAGCACCCUGCCCCAUCACCCAACCCCACCCUCCAGCGGCCCUGUCAACCCGGAGACUGAGACUGAGGAGGAGAGGAUGCACCGCCAGCAGGAGCAGCUUCUGCAAAUGGAGCGGGAACGCGUGGAGUUGGAGAAGCUGCGUCAGCUGCGUCUGCAGGAGGAGCUGGAGAGAGAGCGCAUGGAGCUGCAGCGGCAUCGUGAGAAAGAGCAGAUGCUGGUGCACAGGGAGAUCCAGGAGCUGCAGACCAUCAAGGAGCAGGUCCUGCAGCAGCAGCAGGCUGAGAGGGAGAACCAGCUGGUGAUGCAGAAGGAGCAGUUGGCCCAGCAGAAAGCCCAGCUUGACCAGAUCCAGUCGCUGCAGCAGCAGCUCCAGCAGCAGCUCGAGGAGCAGAAGCGGCAAAAGACUGCUGCAGCUGCUGCUGCAGCCACCGCAGCCGCUCAGUUGGACCAGAGCGGCCAGAUGCUGAAGCCCUACGGAAACCAAAUGGGUUUCAGGUCCCUGCCCAACUCCUCCUCAGACAUGUGUCUAAGGAACAAUGAGGAGCAGAUGGAGACCAGGACCAACAUGAGAAAGCAGAACUCCACCUCCAUGCCCCGACUGAGGGAUGGAAUGGAGGGUGAGAGCGUUGAGUUCUACGGAGCCCGGAGGAUCGUGGACAGUUGUGUUCAGACAGACGAAGAGGACGGUGAGGAGAGGUACAUCAUGUCUAGGCGCAGACGCAACAGGCGCAGCGUGGACCGUAGCGUCCAAACCGACGACGACGAGGAGAAAGUGGAGUGGGAGCAACCUGUGAGACGCAGACGCUCACGCUUCUCCAGGCACUCGGAUCCCGGGGCCGACCACAAGACGGAUGCAGCCUCCAAGACGGCCACCUCAUCCAGCAUCGCCAUUCAGACCAUUCGAGACUGCUCCUGCCAGACCGAAACAGAACAGCUGGGGAAGGUGUCCCCGGCCAUCCACGUCACUUUGCCAGACCCGAACAAAGUGGAGAUCGUCCACUACAUCUCAGGCCCUGAAAGGACACAGAAAGGCCAAAGCCUAGCCUGCCAAACAGAUGUGGAGGCCCAGUCUCAGGGCGUGGUGGUGCCACAGCUCAGCGUGCCCACCACUAUCAACCCUUACUCCACAGGUAUCCAGCUGGUUGCCUCCGCCGACCCGCGGCAGCAGCAGAACAGGAGGAGGUCUGACCCCAUGGAGAUCAGCUACCAGACCCAGACCCAGCCGAUGAACCACCUCCACAACGAGUCCCUCUCCAGCCUGAUCUGUCAGCCCCCCAAGUCCCCCCAGGUGCUCUACUCCCCUGUGUCCCCCAUCUCCCCCCACCGCCUGCUGGAGACCUCCCUCUCCAGCGGCGGGCUGAACAAGGCCCAUGUCACUCCCCAGCAGAAGGCCUACACAGCCGAGUCACCCCAGCGCCUCCCCAGCAUGCCCCGCCCUAUUAAGAACACACAGAGGUCCAUGUCUGACCCCAAGUUGCUGAGCCUCACCACUGACGAGCACACUAAGGCCAGGCUAAACCUGUACCAGCAGCAAGCUCUUCAGAGCCAGCUUGCUGCCCUGCAGCAGAGCGCUCUGAGGAAGGUGAAGAGGACCCUGCCCAGCCCCCCUCCAGAUGAGAGCCACCUCCCCACCAUCACCCCGGCCCUGCCCGCUGUGCCCUCCCUGAGGGCCGGGUCCAGGCCAGGUCUGGCAGCCAAAGCCAGCCUGCUGAAGGACCUCACCCACGAACUGAAGGCAGUGGAGCAGGAGUCCACCAAGCUCCGCAAGCAGCAGCAGGAGCUGGAGGAGGAGGAGAAGGAGAUUGAUGCCAAGCUGCGCUACCUGGAGCUGGGCAUUCAUCAGCGCAAGGAAACCCUGGUGAAGGAGAGGGAGAGGAGGGAUAUGGCCUACCUGCGCUGCAUGGGCGACCCGCGAGACUACAUGUCAGACAGCGAGCUGAAUAACCUGCGGCUGGCGGCGGCGGUAGCGUCCUACGAGAGCAACGGGGUGCUGACCAGACCCAGCACAGCACCACUGAGCCAGUACACCAGUGACCUCAACACAGCCGCCCAGUUCCCUCCCAUCUCCUCCUUCGUCUCCUUCCAGUCAUACCAUCCCCAGAGCCAGCCAGCUCCAGCACCCCAACCUGGCACCCCUUACCAGACCGCAGCCUUCAACCAGCCCCCCUACCCUUCAGUGUCCCAGGCAGCAGCUCUUCCCCAGCCCAUCCCCCUGCAGACCCAACAUCUUCCCCCAUCCUACCAGACCCAGGGGUCCUUCCCCUCCCACACAUACCCCCAGAGCCAGCCCCCCUACCCGACAGAGCAGGGGGUGCAGCCACUGCUCCAGCAACAGCAACAGCCAAGCCACCAGGGGUUCCAGCCUGCCCAGCCUGGCCAACCUCCCUACCCCACCCACACCUCUCCAUACCCCAGCCAGCUGUCCUACCCAGCUGGCCCUAGCCAGACCACUCCCUACCAGCCCCAGGCAGACAUCCUCACUGUUCAUCAGAGACCCAGACAGACCUCUCUGGCUGACCUGGAGCACAAGAUGCCCACUAACUAUGAGGUCAUAAGCAACCCCACUGUAGUGGUGACCACCACAGCCCAAGAUGCCAUCUACUCCUCCUCCAGUGGGGCGCCCCCAUACGGACAGUAUACUGGUACCCCUAUGACCAACACUUAUGGGCCAUACUCUUCUACAGUCUCUAGUACCUAUGGCCAGUACACCACAACAGUUGCCAACACAUACGGGCAGCAGUACACUUCCACCCUGGCCAGUACGUACGGCCAGUAUACCACUACCACAGCUAACACCUACGGCUACACCAACACUACAGCCAGCUCCUACGGCCAGUACACCACCACAGUGGCCAACAGCUACGGCCACGGCACUCCAUCUGACCGUCUGCACUCGGUUGACAGCCCAUCCACCUAUGCACAGGACGGUCUCUACGGCCCAGCCAGCCUGGAGCAGAACAUCCCAAGGAACUACGUCAUGUGCGACGACAUCAGUGAGCUGACAAAGGACGGCCUGGGCGGCAUGGCGGCAGACAUGCAUCGAAGCGACGGUCAUGGUGGACGCUACAUGGGGGAGAGCGGCCCAGCGAGAGGAGGGAGUUCCUACGGCAGGCCGGAGGACGAGCUGAGCAGGGAGGAAGACCCAUACGACCACCAUGGCAGGGGUAAGAGCAGCUACCACCCACGAGGGUCAGAUACAUAUGGCCGAGUAGUGGGCAGCAGCAGCACUAGCAUGGGUGGGGGAUCAUCCUAUUACUAUGAUGACUACACCAAACACGGCGCACAGCGCACCGGGGUCCAGAAGCACGCCUCCAAGAUCCUGGCUCCGGCCGUCAUGUCCUCCAAGCGCAGCAAGCACCGCAAGCAAGGCAUGGAGCAGAAGAUCUCCAAGUUCUCCCCCAUCGAGGAGGCACGUGACGUGGAGGCUGACCUGGCCUCCUACACCAUGAGCACGUCUGGCGGUGGCAGCUGCACUGUAGUGUCCCGGGCCAGGAAGCUGCAGGACGACAUGGCCUACAGCCUGAGGAAGAGUGCCUAUGAGCAGAAGAGAUACUCCUAUCCCGAGGAGGACGAGCGCAUGUACUACACCUCGGGCCGUUCACGCUCCACAGGCUAUGGCAUGGACAAGAUCUCGUCCCGGGACUACGCCGGCUACCGCAGCCGCUCCUAUGAGAGAGAUGGGGACAGGGAUCGCUCUUCGUACAGGGCGGGAUACAGCCGGGGCAGACCCACCAUGCGCUCCCAGUAUUCGGAGGAGGAGAGCCUGCUGAGCUCCAUGGGUGUUCAUGUGCGGGCCUCCUCCCUGGGCCCAGAGCUGUACGACAGCCGUAGUAAUCAGUAUUAUGGCCAGUACGGCUCCAGCCACUCCCUGCCUGAUGUGCAGGACCACAUGAGAGACUUGCCCCGGACUCACGUCUACAAACCAGACGAUUCAUACAUUAUAGAAGAUAUGCAUUGCGCUGUUUCGGACAGCGAAGCCUACAAUCUUGGCCAAGAGGAGACAGACUGGUUUGAGAAGCCCAGGGACCCGCGCUCCGUCUCCCGUCACUACAGCAGUGGAGGCCACUCCUCGUCCGGCCGCAGCCGCCACGUCAAGCACACCUACCAUGACUACGACGAGCCCCCAGAGGAGGACCUGUGGCCCCAGGACGAGUAUGGCCAAGCCCGUCACUCCUCCUCCUCGCGGGACCACCGCCCUCAUGGCAGCAGCAGCUCCGGGAGACACUCCUCUACGUCCCGCCACUCGGACGAGCCUCGCUCCUCUCGCUCCUCCAAGGGCCAUCCCAAAGACCCGUCCAUGCGUCACGACUCCCGCCAGUUGUCCUCGUCGGGAAAGAGGGGCGACUCCCGCUCCCAGGGGGGGUAUCACUCGUCAGACUACUCCAGGGACCCGUCGGGCCACCACCACAGCCAGGGCCGCUCCUCCAAGUCCUCGUCCUCUCACGAUGGGCGGACUUCCUCCAGGAAGCAGCAGGACCUCCAGGGCCACCCUUCUUCUACCUCCAGGGGCCAGGGCAGCUCUGGACGUGGGCAGGGCUCCAACAGUGGGCCUCCAGGCUCCAGGGGACAGGGUCCUACCUCCCAGCAGGACGGGCUGCAGCCAGGUCAACGCACCCAGCUGCAGCAGCAGCCCCAGACCUCGGCGGCACGGCAGACAGGCACCAUCCCUGCAGGCACCACUCCUGGGGGCCAGCAGCCUCUGGGCCCGGGCCAAGCCCAGCAGGGUCUACAGGCGAAGCCUGGUCAGCUUGGUCCUGGUCAGGCCAGUCGCCAGCCACAGGCAGGAGGCACACUGGGGCAACUGCCACCAACUGUGGCACCUGUCGCAAACACACCCCCUGUGACUGCCAUAGGGGCCAAAGCUGUCAUAGGAGGGGCGGCCCAGCCUGCAAAAACACCUCAACCCCCACUCACAGGAAUAGGCUCCAAGGCCGCCCCUAGACCCGGUGGCAUUGGGAGCGCGACAGCGGGUCAACCUGGGAUGGAGGGGGAGAGUCUCCUCUCCAAGGUCCUACCAGGAAACCCUGCGGAGGCAGCAGGAAAACUAGGAGAAGCUAUCUCCGGUUUCGGCAAGAAGUUCACCUCGUUGUGGUGAGGUGUUGAGAUGAGGGUAUCUGUAAAUGUUAUGGAGGAUGACGUGAGGCUUCGUACCAGAAAAACCUAGGAAGACCCCCGCUUUGUUUUACUGUGAGAGAGAGAGGGGGAGGGAGGGAGAAAUACAGCGACCAAGAGAAGAUAUCUGAGCGCACUGCCAAUGAGGACAGGAAUCAAUGGAUGCUGCAUGUCCCAGGUCUACGCACACAAUGGGAGAGAAACCAUGCUGAUUUCUCUGGCCGGCCAGACAAACGGUUUGAGGCCCCCAGACUGCAAUGCCCCCAGCCAAAGAACAAGGACACUGACACCUGAGCCCCCCUGAACACCUAAGCCAUUGGAUUACAAGCCCUGAGGAUCCCUCCAAAGAGAGGCUAGCUGGAUAGAGAGCCUGAUCCCUGCCACUAUAUGGGUCUUCAUCACCGGGAUGUCACUCCUCCAGGACCAUCACCUCCCAAACAGCCUUCCUUUGGGGAAUGGGCUCUAUACUAAGGAAUACUCCACCCAGCUGCUCUGUAUGAGAAUGGGAAGGGACCACAGUACUGUGACCCCGCAACACGCUAAUGCUAUCCUCUCAUCUGUGGGCUGUUGUGCUGCUGCCUGCUGGGGUUCGUAACAGACAUGGCCGUGGUGGCAUGGUAGGAUCCUUGAUUCCAUAAACCUGUGCUCAGAUUAAAAACACACAGACACACUCUCCUCUCCUCUCCUCUCUGAACAAGAAAAGAGAAGAACAGGUUUUUCUGGUACUAAAGAUCUCCUGUUUAAUUUGGAUGCUGAUAACUUAGGAAAGAAGAAGAAAAGACAAUAAGGAUGACUAGGUUGACAGAAGCUAGGAGGAAGUCUCCACAGUUUGCUCAGUUUUUUUCUCUACAUUCCAGAAUGGAAAAAGGCCCCGUUUUUUUUAAUGCUGACUCGUUCGUUCCAUUUUUUCCCCUCUUGCGAUGUGUCUAAGAAGUGUAUUGUGGAUUUAGGAUUCGGAAAUGCAUGGACCUUUAUAUCCAAGACCUUACACUGUUCACCAUUUCAGUCACAGAGGCCAUAAGACAUUGGUUAAUAAUAAUAAUGAUAAAAAAUUUGAGUAAAAAUGUAUCCAAAAGAAGACGAGGGGGACACAACACUGAAUCUGGCCACAGGAUGGGAGAAUCAUCAUUCGGGAGGUUUCGAUUGCACCAUGAGAGCCGAAUGUGGCCAGGUUUGUUUUUUAGCCAUUGCAAAGCCAUUAAUAAGAAAAAACAUCCCCAGAACGUUUGGGUUCCUGGUGUUUCUGAACCUUCCCACAAUGUUUGGGUUCCUGGUGUUUCUGAACCUUCCCACAAUGUUUGGGUUCCUGGUGUUUCUGAACCUUCCCACAAUGUUUGGGUUCCUGGUGUUUCUGAACAUUCCCACAACGUUUGGGUUCCUGGUGUUUCUGAACCUUCCCACAAUGUUUGGGUUCCUGGUGUUUCUGAACCUUCCCACAAUGUUUGGGUUCCUGGUGUUUCUGAACAUUCCCACAACGUUUGGGUCUCUGGUGUUUUUUUUUUUACAACUCAGUUUUUUGUUCUCGUUCUGUAUUUGCCUGAUUUUCUGUUACAGGACAGUGGAUUCGCCUUAAUCAUUCCAUUCUUUUUUAUUUAGAGUAAAGUUACAUCUUAUUUUUUUACUCCAUGUUCUGUCCAUAAAGCUUAUUUUAAUUGCAGACUUUUUUAUGUAAUAAUGAUGUCUGCUGGAACACUGGCUGCGAGAUUAAUUUAUAUUUGGGAUUUUGUUUCACUUUUAAAUGUGUAAUCCUUUAUAUUGUGUAUUUUCUCAUACAUUUGUGUGUUUAUGGUGUCCAUAAUCAUUGAUUACGUGAUUUAUUUAUGAUGAUUAAUAAUGAAAAAGCAAUAGUAUGUGGAAGAAAGUCAGUAAAGAGCACAAUCUCGUGUCAUUUUACAAAUCGUUAGUCAGGAAUGUGUUGCCUCUGUGCGAUAUUCUGCUAUCACAUCUUAACAGGGCCACACCUGGGUUGUAUUCAUUAGGCACCAAACAAAAUUUAAAAAACUGACAAACAGGGAGGGACUACCUGACAUUGUCCAAUAAGAAAAGCUUGUUUUUGUUUUCCGUUGCAAAACGUAUUUCUACGGAGUGCUCUAAUAAAUACAACCUUGUAAAUCCAGUCUGAUAGUGUGGUACUGCCCAGUCAAGGCAUUUCACAUCUGCCCAUUAUAAUACAUGAGCACUGCAAGACAGCAGAGAGGCAAUGCAUACAAACCAGUAAAAUCACCAUUGUAUCUGACUUGAAGUAGUUUAGCAUUCUUUUGUUGACUGUCAUAAUCAUUGGGUUUUCAUGUUUUCUGGCUUACUACAGACUUUUAACAUCCAAAACACCAUCACAGGGAAAGAGAGACCCCUUACAGACAUGGAGUACAUAUUGGUUAUGUGUUUCAAACAGACUGAGGAUGUUAGGUUGGAGAGACACCUACUCUGCACACACUCACAUAUGGCUGCGGGCAACAGUGAUGUAUGAGUUAUGUGCGAGAUAGAAAAAGGUGUUUGGUGGAUUAGACACUGAAGUGUCAAAGAUACAGCACCUUCGGUUGUUUUUUUGUCUUUGUAUUUGCGACCAAACUGCAAACCCCAAAAUGUUGACUAAUGUCACGGAAACCUCUCAGGUCAGUGUUCUUCCUGCUGUUCUUUGCAGUGCAGCGUGUGGAGUAGUGUUACUGGUGAUACGCUCAGACGCUAGAAGCCUACUGAUGGGAGCCCAAACUUGAUGUAUAUUCUCUCUUUCUCUUUCUGUGGUUGCUGGAAUCAAGCAUGCUCUGGCAAAACCUCAGUAACAGUCACUUCUGUAUCGUUACGUUCCUGAUGUUUGUAUGUUUGUGAGUACUGUAUGCGUGUGUUUCUCACCAUCCUACUAAAAAACAAACCAUUAUCUGGCAAAUAAAACAAGUGUGUGGUCGACGGCAACUUUUACAUUUCAAACGUUCUAUGCAAUGAAUCAUAUUUGGGUGAAGUAAAAGAGGAAGAAACUGAAUACCACUAUCAUUGUCAUGGCUGAGACAAAUACUGCUUCCUUUUAGCAUUCCUGCUACAGAAAUAGAUUGACUUGUUUGUAAAUAGCUACAAUAUGUGUACGUCAGGAAUUUGAUUCAAUGUUUCUUUAAAUGAUUUUUAGUGGCAUGUUUCAGUCCCUUCACUGAAAAUUGGAACCGGUUGCCAACUGGUUAUCUACAUAGGCACCCUAAAAUGGCACACUAUUCCAAUUAGUGUACUAUAGGCUGGCUAUAGGGAAUAAGGUGCCAUUUUUCGAUGCAGAAUAGUGUCAAUAAAGUCUGCCAUCUUAUUGCUUCAAGCAUGGGUUGCUGGGCACAGCGAAUGGUCUUGUACGUACAGUGCUGAAGACCCCAUUUUUGUUGGACGGCCAUGGAUUCCAAUACUUGGCUGCUAGUUUGUGCACUUGUUAUUCCAUAGAAUAGAAUGAAGCAAAUUAUAUGAAGAGAUGAAAUAUAUAAUUUAUAUAAAUAUGUAAAACAAAUACUAUAUGAUAAAUAUAUAUAAGACAUAUUCGAAAAAUGACAGGCCCUUCUCAUGGUCGAAGGGAAUGACCUGGUGUGUGUACACUGCCACUACCUACUAACAUACUAUGAUAUUCAAGAAGUUUGAACGUUGAUGGGAGGCUGCUUGUUUCCUUCCAGUGAGCCCACCGAAAACCAUUGUAGGCUAUACCCACUCACCAUUCAUCUGGCUUGAAAGGCUUUAGUGUGAAAAUCCCUUAACCCACAACUCACUCAGUACAGUAACUGCUGUUUCAAGUAUGGGCGAUUAUUUCAAUGUAAAAAAGUGGAGUUAUUUUUAUAGCAUACUUUAAUGGAAUAUCUAUACACAAAUAUUAUUGUAUCAUACAGAUACAUUGGUACACUGGCAAAAUCCCUAUGAGGUUAAUGGAAUAGAAUGAUGAUCAGAACAAUAUUGUCCUGCUGUCACAAAGGCCUCCUUACAGUAGGUACGACUGGCAUGGAAAGCACCUCACAGGCCGUUAGAACAAACUAGCGACAGAUAAAGUCACUGUCAGUGACUGGAUGAUCAGAUAUGUAAAUGAGAUCGAGAUAAUAAUGAAGUUGUAAAAAAAGAAGAGAAUCAAUACUGAUCAAGAUCCAAUUAUGACUUGUUUAUGUUCGAAAUAGUUUGUAACUGUGUUCAAUCACUUUGCCUCAGGAAAGCACACACAAAAUGCACCGUGGUGAAAUGAAAUGGGACAUUAAUAUGCAUAGUAGUAAGGGCUUAUUAUUACAAUACUGGUCAAUCAAGAAAGCCAUCUUAUUACUGUCCCAUCCAGUCCUACAUCUACUCUGGAUGGGCUUUGGACCACAGCAUUUUGCCAGGGACAAAUAAAACCCCCAUGUCUUUUUUUUACGUCAACCAAAAAUUGUGCUAUUAAAGUAGCAUAGCAACUGCGACUAUCUGCCCUUGCUGUGGGUCCUUGUGGAUGGCUACGCACAGCGAACAACAACAGGACAUUACUAUGGAUGAACAUAAUAGGGUGACAGACAAGGGAACGCCGGAAAAAAAGCGACAAAAAAUCUUUCUCAACCAUCAGGGAGCAGUCAUCUUUCACCUGAGUGAAAAGUAACAAGUGCAUGAGCUAAUGCAGCAUAAAGCCUCUCCUUACAUCUGACAGGCAGGCAGACAUAUUCACUGUAAAUACCAGUCAGGGUCAUAGACUGCUCUGUACAACAUGUAAAUGUCAUACUAAACACUAUCACAGGCAUGGAAAGCCACGCAGGCUGACCUUGCCAAACUUGUGCUUUUGUGAAUAAAAAUGACAAAAAAAGCAUUGUGUAUGUGGCUGGCUUGUGCAGACUGUUUAAUUAAAAACAAAAAGUUGUAUUCGGAAACAUAUUGGUCUGUGUAGAGUUUCUAUACAUGUUGUGUUUGUAAAACGAGAAGAAAAAACACCUUCCUCAAAAGGGAUAUCCUGGCUUCCAUUAACUGGAUGGAGGUUUGUAAAAAAGAAAAUGUAAUUGAAAAAAGCAACAGAAAAUAAAGACAGAGACCCUAAAUGAAUAAGAUGUUACAUUCACUGUUGUAAGUGCAAUGAGCUAUACUUCAUGUAUCCAUUUGAAAACCUUGUGUAUGUUUCAGUGUAUUCCUGUAAACAGUUGUAGUAGACUUGGUGCAUCAUGUCAUGUAAUGUGAUGAAUGAAAUAAUGACCUUACAAUACAUUUCAAUCAGGAAAAGAAUAAAAGAGAAAUACAAAAAAAUACUGUUGUCUGUAGUAAUCUUUCUAGAAUUACAAGCAAUACAGUCAGAUCAUUAUAGUGAGCAUUCUAUAGCCCUGUUUAUGCCUGCCUCUUAACUUGCGUCCUUUGUCCUGAUUGUGCCCAUAUUUUCAGACGGUGUAGAUGAUUAAAAGCUGCAUUGUGAUCAGA
Messenger RNA from Oncorhynchus gorbuscha (pink salmon), 16037 nucleotides. RefSeq names its product protein bassoon-like. Gene Ontology annotation, biological process: presynaptic active zone assembly; protein localization to synapse. Lineage: Eukaryota; Metazoa; Chordata; Actinopteri; Salmoniformes; Salmonidae. Gene Ontology annotation, molecular function: structural constituent of presynaptic active zone. Gene Ontology annotation, cellular component: glutamatergic synapse; GABA-ergic synapse; cytoskeleton of presynaptic active zone. The record is from RefSeq and is a predicted model, not a curated record. The transcript is spliced from 10 exons. The coding region runs from base 31 to 10647 and encodes 3538 amino acids.